AUGGGAAUUAUUCCAGAAAAUGUCAAGGGAGCGGUAGACGUGGACCCUUGGUUAGAACCGUUUGCAGAAGUGCUCUCUGAGAGAAGAUAUCUCGCCGAUCGUUGGUCUCAUGAUAUCAAACACAGUACAGUCGAUAACACGCCGCAAUCGCUAGCCGAUUUUGCAAGGACAUCGUACAAGAACUAUGGACUGCAUGCAAACCCAGUAACCAAAGAGAUCACAUAUCGGGAAUGGGCGCCCAACGCACUGCAGGCAUUUCUGGUCGGUGAAUUUAACGGCUGGUCAGGCCAAUCGCAUGAGUUGCAGAAGGACCAGUACGGUGUUUUUUCCAUAAAAAUCCCUGCGUCUAACGCUGGCGAUUAUGCCAUUCCUCAUGAUUCCAAACUAAAAGUGCUUCUUGUACUGCCUGACGGCUCCCAUGCGUAUCGUCUUCCCGCAUACAUCACCAGGGCUACCCAGCCUGACAAAGAAACCGCCAAGCAAUUUGGUCCUAGUUAUGAGGCCCGUUUUUGGAAUCCACCAGUCCAUUACGAAUUUCAGAACAAAAGGCCCUCUUUUGAAAGAAAAUCGGACUCGCUGAGGAUUUACGAAGCGCAUGUUGGUAUUUCGUCUCCAGAACCCAAAGUUGCCUCCUACAAAGAGUUUACGCAUAACGUCUUGCCAAGAAUUCGCGACCUGGGUUAUGAUGCCAUUCAGUUGAUGGCAAUCAUGGAACACGCCUACUACGCGUCUUUUGGCUAUCAAGUGACCAAUUUCUUCGCCAUCAGCUCUAGAUACGGUACUCCAGAAGACUUGAAAGAGCUGAUUGACGUGGCUCACGGAAUGGGUCUGUUGGUGCUUUUGGACGUGGUCCACAGUCAUGCAUCCAAAAACGUGGACGAUGGCCUGAACAAGUUCGAUGGCAGCGACCAUCAGUAUUUUCACUCACUGCAGUCUGGGCGUGGUGAACAUCCGCUAUGGGACUCUCGUUUGUUCAACUACGGUUCCUUUGAGGUCUUGAGAUUCUUGCUGAGCAAUCUGGCCUUCUACAUCGAUGUUUAUCAGUUUGACGGAUUUAGAUUUGAUGGUGUCACGUCAAUGCUGUACAAUCACCAUGGGGUCGGUGCUGGCGGCGCCUUCAGCGGUGAUUACAGCGAGUACGUGUCCCGUGAAAGGUCGGACGUUGACCAUGAGGCUCUUGCCUAUCUUAUGCUGGCAAAUGACCUGGUGCACGAAAUUUUACCAGAAAGCGGAAUCACAAUAGCUGAAGACGUGUCUGGAUAUCCUACCUUAUGCCUGCCUCGUCAUCUUGGCGGCACCGGAUUCGAUUACAGACUUGCCAUGGCAUUACCGGACAUGUGGAUCAAACUAUUAAAAGAAAAAAGCGACGACAACUGGAACAUGGGACACAUCGUGCAUAAUCUGACCAACAGGCGCUAUGGCGAAAAAGUGGUCGCUUACGCAGAGUCCCAUGACCAAGCCUUGGUCGGUGACAAGACACUGGCUUUUUGGCUCAUGGACGCGGCUAUGUAUACGGACAUGACUGUGAUGAAGCCUCUCACUCCUGUAGUCGACCGUGGUAUUGCACUGCACAAACUAAUCCGGCUCAUUACCCACUCUCUUGGCGGAGAAGCAUAUCUCAACUUUGAAGGCAACGAAUUUGGCCAUCCGGAAUGGCUGGACUUCCCCAACAAGAACAAUAAUGACAGUUAUCACUACGCGCGCCGUCAAUUCAAUCUCAUCGAGGACAAUUUGUUGCGGUACCAGCAUUUGUACAAUUUUGACAAAGCUUUGCAGAAAACCGAAAGCCGUUACAAGUGGCUCAACACGCCUCAAGCCUUCGUUUCCUUGAAACAUGAAGUCGACAAGGUCAUUGCAUUUGAGCGGAAUGGACUUCUUUUCAUCUUCAAUUUCCACCCAACAGAAAGUUUUGCCGACUACAGGAUUGGAGUGGAGACGCCGGGACGCUAUAAGGUCAUCCUGAACACCGACCGUAUAGAGUUUGGUGGCCAUGACCGAAUUGACGAGGCCGCCUCGGAGUUUUUCACCACAGAUUUGCGCUGGAAUGAACGCAGCAACUACAUUCAGGUAUACAUUCCUACCAGAACAGCGUUGGUUCUAGCGCUGGCCACAUGA
Messenger RNA from Lachancea sp. 'fantastica', 2115 nucleotides. The record is from the annotation of a GenBank genome assembly. Lineage: Eukaryota; Fungi; Ascomycota; Saccharomycetes; Saccharomycetales; Saccharomycetaceae.